AUGGCCCAGUCAACAGACAGAAUGUCGCUGCAGAUGAUAACCACCAUCAGUAACUCAUCCUUGCUUCAGCCGGGCUUCUCUCUCCUGAAUUUUGAUGGGCAUGUUUUCUUUUUUGGUCAAAAAGGAUGGCCAAAGAGAUCCUGCCCCACUGGUGUUUUCCUUCUGGAUAUAAAGCAGAAUGAGCUCAAAAUGAAACCUGUCUUCUUCUCUAAAGACUCGUGUUACCUUCCCCCUCUCCGCUACCCUGCUCUUUGCACGCUCAGAAGAGAUGCAAGGGCUGAUGAGUACCAGUAUAUCAUCCAUGGUGGUAAAACACCUAACAAUGACCUUUCUGAUAAGAUUUACUUUAUAAGUUUGAUAAGCAAAACUAGCAAGAAAAUGACAUUCCAGUGCAUUGAGAAAGACCUGGGUGGAGAUGUGCCUGAAGCUAGAUAUGGGCAUACAAUUAAUGUGGUUUAUAGUCGGGGGAAAAGCAUGAGUGUUCUGUUUGGAGGGAGGUCGUAUACUCCUCUUGCACAGAGAACCACUGAAACAUGGAACAGUGUAGUCGACUGUUUGCCAUCUGUGUUUCUGAUUGAUUUUGAGUUUGGAUGCUGUACAUCAUACAUACUUCCAGAACUUCAAGAUGGACUUUCUUUCCAUGUUUCAAUUGCCAGAGAUGAUACAAUCUACAUCUUGGGAGGCCACUCACUUCAAAAUAACACCAGGUCCCCCAACUUGUACAAGCUAAAAAUUGACCUGCCCCUGGGCAGCCCGGCUGUGACCUGCACCAUCCUGCCAGGGGGGAUAUCAGUGUCAAGUGCUAUAGUGACCCAGAUCAGGGACAAUGAAUUUGUCCUUGUUGGUGGCUACCACUCAGACAGCCAGAAACGGCUGGCGUGUAACACCAUAGUUCUGGAAGAUAGUAAGAUAGAGAUUGUUGAAAGUGUGGGCCCAGAGUGGACACCAGAUAUUAAACACUGCAGAAUAUGGUUUGGCUGUGAUAUGGGUAAAGGGUCUGUUUUGCUGGGCAUUCCAGGGGCCAACAAACAAAUAAUCCCAGAUGCAAACUACUUCUACAUUUUGAGAUGCAAAGGAGCAGAAGAGGACAAGGAAGAAGAACUGAUAACACAAACUUGCAGUCAGACAUCAAGUGAAGACCCUGGAGACUCCACUCCAUUUGAAGAUUCGGAGGAGUUUUGUUUUAGUGCUGAAGCCAAUAGCUUUGAUGCUGGCGAUGCUGAUACUUACAAUGAAGAUGAUGAAGAAGAUGAAUCAGAAACAGGCUAUUGGAUCACCUGCUGUGCCAGUUGCAAUAUUGACAUCAACACCUGGGUCCCUUUCUAUUCGACAGAACUCAACAAGCCUGCAAUGAUCCUGUGCUCCAGCGGGGCUGGCCACUGGGUCCAUGCACAGUGUAUGGAUCUCUCAGAGACCAUGCUUCUACAUCUCUCAGAAGCAAAUGUCAAGUAUUUCUGCAAUGAGCAUGUUGACCUCAAUAAAGGCCUACAAACUCCCCAAAAGGUGAUGUGCCUGAAAAAGCCACCCAUGAAACCAUUGCGCAAAAAGAAAACCAUGAAGUUAUCGACACCAGCGAAAAAGUCCUUUCUUCGGAGACUCUUUGAAUAG
Onychostruthus taczanowskii (white-rumped snowfinch) is the source of this 1608-nucleotide messenger RNA. RefSeq names its product recombination activating 2 (gene RAG2). The record is from RefSeq and is a predicted model, not a curated record. Gene Ontology annotation, molecular function: sequence-specific DNA binding; protein binding. The transcript has a single exon. Gene Ontology annotation, cellular component: DNA recombinase complex; nucleus. NCBI's taxonomy places the organism in Eukaryota, Metazoa, Chordata, Aves, Passeriformes, Passeridae. Gene Ontology annotation, biological process: V(D)J recombination. The coding region runs from base 1 to 1608 and encodes 535 amino acids.